Aureobasidium pullulans EXF-150 is the source of this 1068-nucleotide messenger RNA. RefSeq lists its product as uncharacterized. Gene Ontology annotation, molecular function: DNA-binding transcription activator activity, RNA polymerase II-specific; zinc ion binding. The record is from RefSeq and is a predicted model, not a curated record. Lineage: Eukaryota; Fungi; Ascomycota; Dothideomycetes; Dothideales; Saccotheciaceae. Gene Ontology annotation, biological process: regulation of transcription by RNA polymerase II. The transcript has 3 exons. Bases 1 to 1068 code for a protein of 355 amino acids.
AUGACAACGCGUAAGUCGCAUUCGAAAUCGCGCAGAGGCUGCGCUCAAUGUAAGCAACGCCACGUGAAAUGUGACGAGGUGAGACCGAUAUGUGGCUAUUGUCAAAAGCGCGAGAUUCGAUGCAGCCUGCAAGAUCAAUUCUACGACGACCAGCCAAUUGAACUUUUACCCAGAGCUCAGGAGUUGUGUCUCAUCCAUUUCCACACCAUCCACACAGCCCCAACAAUAUGUCGCGGCCACGAUUUGCGCACUUGGCAAGUUAUCUUCCCGGAACAAGCUUUCGCCUGCGAUUUUCUGCUUCACGGUCUCAUGGCACUUACCUGUCUCCAUCAAGCAGCUCUCGAGGCCAAGUCAUCAGGAUAUGCACCAUGGCAAUGGCAGAAAUACGCUCUUGGCUACCAAACUCGAGCUCUAGAGACCUUUCGACCUGCCUUGACCAAGAUUACCUCAGACAACUGCCAUGCAGCAUUCGGCUUCUCGGUCUUGACCAAAUUGACUGCUUUGUCUCUACUCGGUAACACACUGCGCGACCCGUGCGAGAGUAUACUGGAGAUGCGAGAGUAUGUUCAUGGCAUCGGUCUUAUCUAUCGUCAGGCAGAAGAAGAACUCAAGUCUGGACCCUUUGGUGAGAUCUUUGCUGAUCUUCUUGGAGAAGAUCUCAGUGUUUUCUGGGCUACGAAGCAAGACGCAGAUGCAAUAUCGCUCAGUAUUCGAGCUCUCUAUGAACUCCUGGAUCCUGAGGAUGUCCUGCUAAGCGAAGCCUACAAGGACGCGACCCACAAGUUGAUGCUUGCCUGGCGUCGGUAUCAACGAUCGAACACUCCGGAUGGAAUUACAUCAUGGCCGGCGUUUGUCAACAAUGACUACAUCAAAGCUUUUCAAGCGAAAAAGCCAAUCGCAUUGCUGAUAUGUACAUACUACGGCGUAUUGUUGCAUCAAUUACGCAGCAAAUGGUGGCUGAGGGACGGUGGUCUGUGCUUGGUGAACUCGCUGGUGGCCGGGAUAUCGCAGACAUCUUCUGCCCUCUCUGUCCAGAUUGACGCUGUCAAGUUGCUAGUAGGUUUGUGA